This is a messenger RNA of Gekko japonicus, 3207 nucleotides long. It is a transcript of the gene EMILIN3, whose product is annotated as elastin microfibril interfacer 3. Gene Ontology annotation, molecular function: protein binding. Bases 1 to 3207 code for a protein of 1068 amino acids. Lineage: Eukaryota; Metazoa; Chordata; Lepidosauria; Squamata; Gekkonidae. The transcript is spliced from 7 exons. The record is from RefSeq and is a predicted model, not a curated record. Gene Ontology annotation, cellular component: extracellular matrix.
AUGUCGUGGUUUAAGCUGCUGGGCUUGACCAUCGGGGGCAUCCACCAGCUUCAGCAAGCCGACUUUGCGGACGUUUGCAGCGAGUUUCCCCGGGUUUUUGAUGGGUCCCUAGGCAGGUUCACGGGGGGCCCCAUCUCCCUGGACCUGGACCCGGCAGUCCGGCCCAUACGGAUUAAGGCCAGGCUACCACCCUUAACGGUGAGGCCGAAAAUCGAGGCAGAACUCGACAAGCUGGUGGCGCAAGGGGUGUUGGAGCCAGUGGCAUCGGCACGUAUCCCCGGGGUACAGCCCUUUCUAGAUGACGUCUUAAUCGCCACCCCCGACGCCGCGUCGUUUGCCACCCGACUCCGUACCGUUCUUCAACGCUUCGACCAGGCGGGGCUGAAGGUGAAGCGCGAAAAAUGCUUGCUCAGCGUGCCCAAAGUGGAGUUUCUAGGGUUCGCGGUCGACGCACAGGGCAUCCACCCCACGACCCCCCAGAUGACGUCGCCCCGAGUGAUCCGGUGGUCCGUCUUCCUGGCGGGCUACAACUACAUGCUCCUGCACCGGCCCGGGAAGGCGAUGGGACACGCUGACGCCUUGAGCCGCCUGCCUCUGCCAGAAACGGAGCCUGACCCGGCCCCAGCCCAUCAAAUCGCGCUGCUGGAGUCCCUGCCCGACCAGCCGGUCCACGUGACAGAGGUGGCCCGGCGCACUGCGAAGGACCCGAUCCUCUGCCGCGUCCUGGACUGGAACAUGAACAGGGCACGGAGGCUCUCCGGGAAAACUCUGCCUUGCGCCUCGAUCUCUUUGCUCUGGGUCGGGACGCUGGUUUGCCUCACCGAUGCCAAGGGGACCUAUUACCGCCACCCGGUGCCCAUCCCUUACGGCAACAGAUACAACCUCUAUACCUCAGGCUCUAGCCCCCAGCUGACUCCGGGCAAGCCCCUGGGGAGACACAAGAACUACUGUGCAUACGUGGUGCAGAGGAACGUGACGUGCACCCUUCAGGAUGGAGCAGAGAGCUAUGUGAAGGCUGAAUAUCACAAAUGCAGCUGGGGACCAAAAUGUCCUGGAAAAGUCCUGUAUCGCACAUUCUUCAGACCCAGAUACAAGAUUGGCUACAAGACCGUGACUGAGUUAGUGUGGAGAUGCUGCCCAGGCCUCAUGGGAGAGGGGUGCCACGACAGUCCGACUGACCAGCCGGGGCUUCUGCCCCAGCACACCAGUCCCAAGAUGCCUCCUACUCAGAAGUUGUUCCCAGGUCCUAGAGUUCCUCCUCACCCCAAAAUACAUCCUGAUCCAUUUCCAGGACCACAGAAAAAUCAUUACGGUAGAAAAAUGCCUGGUUUGAUUGGAGACAGGAUAGACCGGCUAGAGGAGGAAGUCAGGCGUCUCUCACAGUCCUACGACAGCCUGCACACCAUGGUGAGCGGCCUGGGGGACCACUUGCGGCUAGCCAUCCAGGAGGACACCAGUAAGAUGAUUGGAUCCCUGAUGAACAGCCCAAGUGUGCCCGAUUCAACCAUGGGAUUCGGGGUCAUUCCUGAUGGGAUUGUGGAUGCAGCAGACAAAGCUGACCUUUCCCCUUAUCCUCCGGUGGGCGAGAUCCUAAGCAAAGUGACCGAGGUGAGUGAUGCACUGAAAACCAAGACCGAUCUUCUGGAUGAGGUACAUGGCAUGGUCCUUGAUCACGAUGGACAGAUCAAGCAUCUUCUGGAGUCAGCCCGGCCAUCACCCCUCACCUCCAUCGAGAUGCUUGAAGAGUACGUGGACAGCAGGCUUAGCAACCUACGGGUAGAGCUGCUGGAUGGCUUUGAGAAGAAACUGGUGAACAUCCAGAACACGUGUGAUUAUCGGAUCAAGGAAGUGCAAGAGCAGUGUGAAGAAGAGAAAGCUGCCAACCUGCGCCUCCAACAGACCCUAGAUGGCAAAGAACUAGAGAUCAAGAAGGAGAUCUCUCAGCUAGAAACCCAGAUCCAAGGGCUUACAGUCGUGGAAAGCUGCUGCAGCAACUUGAACUACCUCACCAAACGGAUGGAUAUCCUAGAGAAAGGCCUACACAGCAUAUCCGAGUCUCAGAAGAAUCUGCACUCCAGGUUGGAUAAUGAACUUUCUACAGUCACCUUGGGGAGCCUCUUUGAAGGGCGCUUUGAGGACCUCGAGGGCAGGCUGAAUGUCUCGGAGAGGGAAACAGGAAGUUGUUGUUCCACUGUAGAGGAUUCUAUGAGAGGCCUUCUGGGGUCAGAGUUGGAUGGCGCGAGGACCUUGUUUGAUGACAAAAUGAGAACAUUGGAAGACAGGUUCAUGACCAUUGUAGGAGAAGUGAACAACAUCAGCUCCACGGUGGGAGUGGAUGGAGCUGUAAUGCCAUUCCUGGAGGGAGAGCUUGCUACUGUAAGGCAGGAAACCAACGAGAAGCUGGAGAUUCUGCAGAGUCGGAUGAUGGCCUUGGAGAGCACCUGCUCGCUGGGGUGCACAUCUACUUCCAAAGAUGUAGAGAUCUUCCGUACGGAGAUCGAAGACUGCCAAAGCAAGAACCAGGAUCUGCUGCUUCGGAUGGACAGCAACUCUGACCUGCUGCGGAAGCUGAAUGCCACCAUUCUGGAGAUCCAGAGGCGGAUUGAGGGAGAGGCAUCGGGUGCCUUGCAAGGAGAGAUCACGCUUCUGAAGAUCAAUCUGAAUACAAUGAGCAAAUCCCUCACCGGGCUGAAGGAUUCUGUUUCCCAGUACUCAGACACUGUGCUGCAUGUCAACUCAUCUCUAGACGAGCGUGAACGCAAGAUAGAGGACGAGGUCUACUCCAUACAGGAGAAGAUCAGUGACCAAGGCUCCCAGCUACUGUUCAGCAACAGGCGUGUCCUGAACCUAAAAGGGGACCUCGAGCGGCUCAAGUCCAGGAUCAUCAAUGACCUGAGCAACUGCAAGAACGUGGCUCAUAACCUGCAGAAGGAAGUGCUCCAUUUUGAUGACCGUGUGGCUCAGGUGGAGGACAUGUGCGGCAGACUCGGUACGGUAACGGGAAGCUUGGAUCGCAUCCGAAAUGAGUUGGAGAACAAUGCAGGAACUGUGUGGGGCUACAUGGACCAUAUGAACAAGACCUUAUCUGCCCACUCUCAGGAAAUAACCCUACUCAAGGACAACUUGUUGGAUUGCCAAGCUAAAGUCACAGAAUUAGCUGAAGACAUCAGUCUUUUAGAAGGCAAGCUGCAAGACCGCCACCAUUAG